This is a messenger RNA of Rubroshorea leprosula, 847 nucleotides long. Lineage: Eukaryota; Viridiplantae; Streptophyta; Magnoliopsida; Malvales; Dipterocarpaceae. The record is from the annotation of a GenBank genome assembly.
GUUACCAUAAUUUUACUUACCUCACUCCGCAAAACCGAGCACUCAAUUCACGUACUAAACUGACAGAACGAUCAAGAACCUCAUCAAAACACCUCAGAAGGGCAGCAAUUACAUGGAUAAUUUCAGCAAUUAAAUGGGUAAAAUUGGACUUUAAAGGAAGCUGUCCAUUAUCCCCGAAUUUUCCAGCAAGAACCGGAGCAAGCAGGGGAAGAAGAAGCCGGCGGCAAGCUGCAGGGAACUCACGGACUACCCAAAAAUUGAGGGAAAUAAAUAGAAAUUAGCAUAACCCAGCCUAAAUCAAGGUUAAAGAGAUGAUUUCUUGGUUGUGGCUUACCCGAAAAAUGCCCAGAAAUUCAAACCCACAUAGCAGCCGGCGGACAGAGGAGAAGAGCAGAACAGAUCCGGGAUUUUCUGGGUUGAGAGGGAAGAUUCUAAGCCUCAAAUCUUGUGAUUUAACAAGAAAGGAAGAGAAUUCAUCAAGAUCCCACCGGGUUUCUCAAGGGGGAAGAAAGUCGGUGGCUUGGGGGGGGCUUGUCGGGUGCAAGGGAGAAGAAAGAAGAGCAGAUGUGCGGAUAAGGAAGAAGAAAAAGAAAGAACAACUCAGCCAUCCUUAUCCUAAUUUCCUUUCUUUUUAAGCCCCUGAACUUUGAAAACUUUUGCUAUUACAUUCAUUAAUGAUAUCUCUUCACAAUUAGGUCCCCAAUUUACUUUAAUGCUCUAAAAAUUUUGGGGUAUUACAUCCACCCCUCCUAAAAAGGAGUUUUGUCCCCAAAACUCAAAUCUAGGAUCGUCUAGAUUGGUGAAUGACUUCACACAAUCCAAGACAAAACAAAUGCCCCGACUUUCU